AUGGACCUGAUCAUUACCCAGCAGCUGGCCCAUGCUGACAGCCAGCAAGAUGUAGCCUCCCUGUGGAAAGCUUAUGAGCUGAUCAAGUCGGCCAACCUGGGCAAGUCCGAGUUCGACCCCACUGAAAGCUUCAGCCCCGACCUGCUAGUCCUGUGUGCCGAGCAAGCGCUCAAGAUGGGGCAACGGGACAUGAGUCAGGACUGCAUCCAGAUGUACUUCAAGGUCAAGGGGCCCAUCACCCAGUUUCUGGGCCGUGCGCACCUGUGCCGAGCCCAGCUGUGCGCCCCAAAGUCCCCCGAGAACCUGGCGGAGUUUGAUGAUUGUGUGACCCAGUACAUGAAGACGAUAAACUUUGCCAAAGGGGAGCCCAGGUACUACUUCCUGGUCUAUAAUGCUUCGGUGCUCUACUGGCAAAUGGUGAGGCCGUUCCUAAAGCCCGGCUUCCGCCAGCACCUCAUCUCCAGCCUCUCACAGAUGGUCCAGGUGUUAGACCAGACCAGGGAGGAGGACAAAGAGUGGCAGGCCACGCUGAUGCUAGAGCUGCUUGAGUGUUACCUGGACGCUGGGAGGCGCGAGCACGCUGCCAAGUUCUGCGCCACCGCGGCCCCCUUCAUCAAGGUGAACGUGCCGCAGAGGUACCGGCAGAUGUUCUCCAUCAUGGUCCGUUAUGAAUUAAUGGACGAGUCUCAUUUACGAGAAGAAAUGAAGUCUUCCAGUAGUUUGACUGUCUCUUUCUACAUGAACAUGCUGAAAGCGAAAUGGGAGAAAAACGAAUUGCCUGAGGAUGCCCCCUCCACCCUGAAGGCCAUCCACAGGCGCCUGGGGUCGUCCAACCACCAUCGCCUCCCUUUGAUCCGGGAGGAGAAGAUCCUCCUGCUGUUUGAGCUGGCGCGGCUGUCCCUGAGCCUGAGGUCCGAGGAGGUUGCUUCCGGCUGCAUCUCAGACCUGAAGAAGAUGGAGGAGCUGGAGCCUGGGAGGCUAAUGGAGGUCGAGUGCCUGGAGUGUGAGUUUGAAGCCUUCAAGCUGGAGAGUAAGAUGGAAGUCUAUGCCCGAGGGGCUGUGGAGAACCAGCUUCACAUCAUCCAGCAGCUGGAGGUGGUGCUGCAGCGUGCCCAGCACCUGGGAGACCCCAACGUCAUCCACGUGGUGUGCACCACGCUGUGGAACGUCUGCCUCCCCAUGCUCCAGCACAACCUGCGCCACCACCUGCGCAGGGCCCUGGCCAGCAUCGCUGAGGUCCUGGAGAAGAUGGACAGCCUGUGGGUGCUGCUGCGCUGCCAGGUGCACAUGGAACUGGCCCACCUGGAGGAGGACGAGGACCGCCUGGAGCCCGCGCUGGAGCAGCUGCAGAAGGCCCAGCGCCUGGACAGCCUGGGCCUCUACCAGGACCGGCUUCACAUGGAUGCCAACCGUCUGCACCUCUGCACCCUGCUCUACCAGCAGCCUGAGCGCGCGGAGGACAGGGCCAUCAUGGCCAUCGAGCAGGCGAAGAAGGUCAUGCCCAAGGACAGCGUCCGGAAGAAGCGGGCCCUCCUGGUGAACGCAGGCCUGGCCCUGGCGCCCGACGCCUUCCAGAUUGUGCUCAACAGUGAGAACGAGGCCAAAGUCUCCCUGGGGAAAAGCAAGAGCCGCUUCUCCGGCCUCUUUGCCAAAGCGCGACACUUCAUUGUCAGCGUGGACAAGGCGGCCGGGCACCUCCGGAGACUGGGCAGUGAAAACGACCAGGAGAGGAUCCAGAUCUGGGCAGACCUGGCCAAAGUGGCGAGGAAGCAGGGUGUCUGGGACGUGUGCAGGGCCGCCAGCCGCUUCUGCCUGCUCUACGACUACAUGAAGGCCAAGAAGCCCAUCCGGCUCAAGCGAGGGAAGAAGAAGCGUGCCCAGGACAAGGCUGUGCACGGCAGCGGGGGGCCGCCGGGGCUCAGCCUGCAGCGGCAGGAUAUGCCCAAGCUGCUGCGAAAGUUCGCCGAGGUGGGCUUCAUCAAUGCCGAGGCAACAGUCCAUCUGCUGAGGUCUGAGGGGGUCCAGCUCAAUGACCUCCCCAUCCCUCCUGAAGACACCAGCCAGCACUCAGCCGGCUACCAGGCCACAGUGCCCGACGAGAAUGCAGAGUGGGUCACGUACAGCAACUGGAUCGAGAGCCUGUCGCAGUACGCCAUGAGCAACUGGCUGCGCUCCGCCGAGAUUGGGCAGGAGAUCGGCGAGGCGUGGAUCGUGCAGAACGCAGUGGUCUACGUGCUCAACCACAACCGCCACCUCAUCACCGCCGGCCGCCAGAGGGAGCUGGUGGGCGCGCUGCAAACCCUGCUGAGCAGCUGGAGGGGUUGGGGGGCCUCGGGAGACGCGGUCAGCCUGGUGGGGAUCUGCAACGCUCUGGCACGGGGCCUGAUUCUCAGCUGGAUCCCUGCCCAGACCACGGAGAAGUUCCGGAAACUAAUGCGGGGGACGCAGCCGCACGGGGCGCUGGACUCGGGGGCCAUCUCAGAGAUCAAGACGGCACUGGAGGUCUGUGAGUUUGCCCUGAGCCUGACCAACGGAAGUGUGCCUGAAGACCAGGUGCCCACCCACACCAGGCAGCAGCUCAUCGCAACCUGGGUGAAGGCCAAGCAGCUGGCACAGCAGCAGAUUGGACCCCGGCUGGGCGUGGAUGAACAGAGCGCAGACGAGCACACCAGUGCAGUGACAAAGGUGCUGGUUGCCCUAGAGAUGUACUCUUGCAAUGGACUGGGUCUCAUGGAGUUCGCUGUGCCCCCCCUGGCUCAGCUGGUGAAAAUGACCUCCGAGUGCACCUGGUCGGACCCUCUGGUGGAGCUGCAGGCCCUCACACGGCUGACCUACUUUGCGCACAUGGCCCGAGACCACGAGAUCACCAUGGCCUGCUCACAGAGAGCCCCAGAGAUGGGCAUUAAGUACCUGAAGACAUUUCCCAAGCCUGAGGCUGGCUUCGUGGCAGAGAUGUUGAGCACUGCCGCCUGCAUCCAGGGCCAGAGCAUCAUGGGGAACUUGAAGGGGCAGAAGCAACUGCGUCUGAAGGCCGCGAAGGCAUUCAUGGAGAGCGCCAGGUUCGGGUGCCUUGCGGGGAGCAGCGCCCUGGUCAUGCUGGCCGCCAGGCACUACUGGAACACCUGCCUCCCACUGCUCUCCUCACCGCUGAACCGCAAAAAGAUGAAGACAGCUGUACGCAGGCUCCUCAGCUUCAUCACCAAGACCGAGGCCACGAAGCAGGAGACAGACGGGACGCUGCUCCUGCACCAGUGGCCGACGUCAGACUUCCAGUGCAGCGGGAUGACCGAGGGUAACUUCCUUCCAGGGGCUGAGGACGACCUCACGCUGCGGGUGGCGCUCUACAGCCUGCUGUUCCACAGCCAUGCCGACCACAGUGACUGGGAGGGGGGCCUCAAGGUGCUGGACGAGGCUGUGCAAGUGUUGCCUCGGACCCCCCACCGCCUCUUGAUCUUCAAACGCAUGGUGAUUGUGAAAGCCAAGCUUGGCCAGAGCUUCACGAUGGAGAUGCAGAAGUUCAAAGACGAGAGUGAGGAUUACUUGGCACGCAUGUGGCACCGCCUGGCCCUGAACUCCAGGGACACCUCCGGGGAGCUCAUCUGCUACCACAACGCCAUCCAGGCCCUGCAGAAACCUGAGAGCGAGUGGCAGAAGGUGGACUACAUCCUGGAGCUGGGCCAGUGGCUGUACUGCAAGCAGUGCCCACGGGAGGAUGUGAUCUUCCACCUCAAGUGGGCCAUCGAGAUCCUGCUGAACAUGCAGCCCCCCCUCAGCGCCCCUGAGCCAGAAGAAACACCCUCUCCUCUUGAGCGGGCACCGGAGGCGCCCAGUGCUGCUCCUGACCCCAAGAAGGAGGCAGCAGGGCUGACACCCUGGGAGAGAAUCCGGGAUGUCCGGCAGCUGGACGCCCUGGUCCAGGCCCACGUCCUGCUGGCCCUGGUGCUGUCGCCAAGCUCGUCACACUACCAGGACUGCUGCCUGACAGCCUACACCUUUGCCAGGUGCAUCUGGCAGGUUUCUCUGUCCACAGCAGGCAACUUGAGUCCAGAAAAUAAAGCUCAGGCCACAAGUGGAUCCCCUUUGUUACUGACAAAGGAGAAGAAGGAGAAAGGCAAGGAGAAGGAGGAGAAGGAGGAGAAGGAGAAGGAGAAGAAAGGCAAAGAGAAGAAGGAGGAGGAGAAGAAAGGCAAGGAGAAGGAGGAGAAAGGCAAGGAGAAGGAGAAGAACAAGGAGUCUAAGCAGCCUCAAACCCCUGUCCCCAUCCGAAGACCAGAGGACUUGCCUGCCAGCAUAGGGGAGUGGGCGUCCUAUUCCUGUCCUGAAGAGGUCAUCUCGAUAUUUAAACAGGACACGGGCCACUUCACUGUCAACCCAUCGACCAUCCAGAAGCCCACGUGCACUCUGUAUUACCUGGACCACCUGGCCAGAGCCCUGAGGGCGAUGUCCCUGCACGCGCUCCUGGUCCCUGUGCUCCAGUUGGGCAUAGUCAUCGCGCACGUCGUGGUGGAGAGCCCGAGCCUGGCCAACCUCUACCACCUCAGACUGGCUCAGCUGUGCUCCGACCUGCAGCUGAGAGAAGCCGCAUUGCUUCACGAGGAAGUGGUGGGGCAGGUGUACGUGACAGAGCUGGAGCAGGCUAGCUGCAGGAGAGAGAUUGCUUUGAAGAAGGAGAAGAGCAAGGAGCCCCUGUUGGAAGAGAGUCUACACCUGCUGACGGCGCCCAACUCCCUGGAGCUGCUCCGCGAGCACAGGGCCAUGGCAGCCCAAGACAAGAUUCUGAAGGUGAGCGAGGAGGCUGGGAAGGGCCUGGACGGGGCGUCCUUCCCCCUCCUGUGGACCCUCAAGGCCGAAGUGCUUUUGGAGAUGGACCUGUACCAGCCCGCACGGCUGCUGCUCUCUGAGGCGCGCCUGGCCUUCCAGGAGCUCGAAGAGCCCUGUGCGGAAUCAAGAUGCCUGCAGCUCCUGGCCGAGCUGGCCAACCGGGAGAUGAACCACAAGCAGGCCGAGCGGCUGACUGAGCGGGCCCAGCAGCUGGGUGGCAACGAGGACUUCUGGUACCAAUCCACCCUGACACUGGCCGAGACGACCCUGUCCUCAGAAAACCAGGACAGACACUUGGUGGUGUGCCACCUGUUCCAGACACUCGCCAGCACUUUCUCGGCCCUCAAGAAGGAACGGCCCAAUAGGGCCCCCCUGCUGGACUUCUUCAUCACCGACCUCGAGGCCAGGUGCAUCAGCCUGCAGCUCCAGGUGGUCCAGGAGUCCUUCUCGAGCAGCCCCUCGGUGUUCUUGGAGCUGCUGGACAAGAUGGACCACAGCUUGGUGGACAUUGAAAAGAAGUUCAUUGGCUGUGGCCGCAGAGAACACUGUGUGGAUGUGAAACUGGAGCGCGCCAAGAUCAAGAGGUUACGUGCCCAGGCAGAGGAAGAUGAUGAACAGAAAACUGCAAAUUACCUGGAAGUAUACGACCUGACCCAGAGCGCUGUGGCGGAGGCCGAAGAGCGACUUCACAGUGUUCAGGAGCUGCUGUCCCUUCAGGACAGCUCCAGCACGCCCCUGGUGAGGAGGCUGGCGCAGCUCAAGCUCUCCCUGGCAGAAGGGGCUCUGGACAUGCUCUGGCUCAUCUGGGAGAAGAGCCUGCAGCAGAGCCUGGAGCAGGGCUCCUUGGACAGGCUUCUGGCCGACUACCUGCACAGCACGAAGGACUACACCUCCACCGGCCUGCAAUGGUUCCUGCUGAAACGGACCCUGGCCCAUACCGUGCUGGCCCAGCUCAACAGCCUGCAGUCCUUUUGCACCAGCCGCACCGAGAGACGUGCGCGCAUGCUGGGCCUGACGGGGAGGGCCCUGCGCCUUCUGGCUGCAAAUGCCAGCCCUGUGUCCCCUGCCGUCUACUGGGACGAGAGCCUCCUGGUGGAGCCCAAGCCCAGCAGUCUCAAGUCCACGGAGGCCGAGGAGGAGAGUGCCGACAGCAGGCCUCUGCCAGCCGACCGGGUGCUGCCCAAGGACCCCAGCAAGAAAGGCGCUCAGUUGAAGAAGAGGACCGUGCUGGCACAGCAGUACUUGGCCCAGGCCUCUGAGGUGCUGCUGCAGGCCCUGCAGGCCUCACUGGGCACAGGGACCCUGGACGUGGCUGCCGCCGCCAGCCUGGAGCUGGUGGAGUGUGCAGGCACCCUGGACCCGGCCACCAGCCUCCAGUUCCUGGCUCUGUCUCAGAGCUGCUCGGCCUCAGAGAUGAUGCGGAAGGUCCUGGGCGCCGCCACAACCAGCACCAGCAGCUCCCAGCUGGCAGCCUUGCUGCAGCUGCAGGUCCGGCUGAGGGCCCAGGGCAGGGCGGCCACUGACCUGUGCGCCAGUGUGGAGCAAGGCCUGGCCACCAUCUCCAAGGCUUGGCAGAACCUCGGGGUGACCGAGCAGCAUUUCAACCUCCUGAGCGAGGUCCCUCCCACGUUCCGGGUCCUCUUUCUGCACUAUUCGCAAGACAGGUCCCGUCUCUAUGGCGCAGUGUUCGAGAAGCCCAAGCUGGUCUCUGCACCCAAAGGAAAGCAGGUUGCGGUGGGUGGCUGCUGCAGGGUGGCUCGGGUGACUGUGGACCCCAGUGUCCUUGCGAACCUGCUGGCCAGCAUUCAGCAGUUCCGGGAGCAGCCGCUGGUGGAGACCUACAUUGAGGAAAAGGUCCUGGGCAAUGACUCGAUACUGGGCACAACGCAUAACUCCCAGGAUGAGAAUUACCUGCAGGACUUCGGUGAAAUCCUGAUGCCCCUGGAGGAGUACCUGAAGCCAUUGUUCCCACUGAUGGUGUGUCCCGAAGCCAGAACACAGGUCCCCAUGCCCAUGACGGAGCCUGGGAAGCCCAAGGGCAAGGAUAAGGACAAGGAAAGGAAGGUGUCUGUGCCUCCAGCCACUGCUACAGUCACACCUGAGGCUGCAGACAACGUCAUCCUGGUUGUGGACCGGCCCCUCCUGGACCUGCCCUUGGAAGGCCUGUCCAUGUUCGACGAGGGGGCAGUGUCCUCUGUGUCUCGGGACUUCUCUCUCCAGAUGCUAAUGAACCGCCUGCACCAGGAGGGGACAGAGGGCGGGGCGCGGAAGGAGGGCAGAGCCGGGGAGCCCAAGAGGAGGAACAUAGGCAGGAAGGGCAGGAAGGGAAGCAUUCCACGGAUCCUGCCCCCCAACUGCAACAUCAUCGACUCAGACAACUUCAAGUGUAUCCUGGACCCCUUUGAGGAGGCUCAGUGCAUGGAAGCCUUGACUCCUGUCUUCAUGACCCGGGAACUUGUCGAAAGAUUCCGAGAGACGUUCACGACCAGGUGGACGGGUCACCUGGGAAACAAGACCUUCCCGAGCCAGGCAGAGUGGGAGCAGCUCCUGGGCAGCUGCCAGGGCUUCUUCUUCUACGGGAUGGAGAGCUUCCUGUCCCACAUCCUGCUGGAGAGGCUGGUGGCCAUGAACUUGCAGGAGUGCCAGAUGGUGGUGCUGCUGGACCUGACGCACUCCAACGACAGCCUGCGGCGCAGCUCUGAGCUGAGGGAGGGCAGGAGUGCCCUGCAGCUGUCCCUGGAGGGGCCCGUGGAGACGGCCAUUCUCCUGAGCCUAGUGGGGGUCAAGAGCAUUGUGGGGAACCAGUGGACCACACUGCUGCAGGACAACGCCAUGCGGGCUGCCAUGCUGUGGGACAAUCUGCUGCCCCUCGGGAAGCCGCUGGGGAGGGUAGUCCACCUCCUCCAGAAGAUGGGGGCCGAUGACAUGGCCGGCCAAGAUGAGCCCUUUCUAGCCUCCCAGCAGUGGCAGCGGCGCCGGCCGCAGAGGCUGCCCACGGCCCUCAACCUGGUACUGUAUGGUCUGCCACACCAAGCCAUUGGCUGA
This is a messenger RNA of Echinops telfairi (small Madagascar hedgehog), 7866 nucleotides long. It is a transcript of the gene CFAP46, whose product is annotated as cilia and flagella associated protein 46. Bases 1 to 7866 code for a protein of 2621 amino acids. The record is from RefSeq and is a predicted model, not a curated record. Lineage: Eukaryota; Metazoa; Chordata; Mammalia; Afrosoricida; Tenrecidae. Gene Ontology annotation, biological process: axoneme assembly; cilium movement involved in cell motility. The transcript is spliced from 60 exons.